AUGUCAAUUUCACCUCAAAUAAACGAAAGUAUUAGGGAGAUAGUACUAUUAACACAAGAAAUAACCAAUAUUUAUGAACAUUUGAGCGAUGAAAAGAGUUUUUUAUCCCAUAUCAAAAACGAGAUUUCUGAGCUGGAAAGUUAUAUUAAAUCUACGUAUGAUAAGUUGCAGAUACUAAUUAAUGAUAUUAAAUCAAUAGAAGGCAGCUAUUUAAAAGAACUUGAAACUGGAGAAAAUAUAUGUCGUAACAACAGUACUGAAAUAUACAAUUUUUCAGAAGAUAAUAAGCACAAUGCCUUGAUAUCAUUAAAAUGCGAGGAGAUUGAGAGAGAAUUAUCGAAUAUUCAUAAUAGAUAUGCAUUAUUAUUAGAUAAAAAAAGAAAUCUUCUAAAAUCAAUGAGAGAUUCAGAAGAUGUAUUACAUGCUAAAAAAAAAAUGUAUCAAAGUAUUUCUAUGAUAUCAUGGUCAUUGAUUUCCGAAUCGUUUAUACAAGGGCAUUUCAUCCCAGUUAAUUCCCCAACAAAAACUGAAACUUUCCAACUUCAAAUAAACGAAAAUAGUAAGUUAUAA
Cryptosporidium ubiquitum is the source of this 570-nucleotide messenger RNA. RefSeq lists its product as uncharacterized. The transcript has 2 exons. The coding region runs from base 1 to 570 and encodes 189 amino acids. The record is from RefSeq and is a predicted model, not a curated record. NCBI's taxonomy places the organism in Eukaryota, Apicomplexa, Conoidasida, Eucoccidiorida, Cryptosporidiidae.